Acanthochromis polyacanthus (spiny chromis) is the source of this 5846-nucleotide messenger RNA. RefSeq lists its product as uncharacterized. The transcript has 4 exons. Gene Ontology annotation, molecular function: protein dimerization activity. Lineage: Eukaryota; Metazoa; Chordata; Actinopteri; Pomacentridae. The coding region runs from base 4717 to 5673 and encodes 318 amino acids. The record is from RefSeq and is a predicted model, not a curated record.
UCUUUAAAAUGAAAUGUAUCCUCUGCAUAAAUGUUCCUUUUUUUCUUCACUCGGGUAAGAAAUCAAGUGAGCAUUAACAUCAUUUUCUCAUAGAUUUUUAUAAAAUCAGACUUCUUUUCGCAACCAGAGGAGCCGGCCCCCUGCUGACUGUUAGAAUUCAGUUUUAAUGCACUGACAUGUUGGCUCGAUCAAUCUGUUAUACAGUCUGUGACACCAGCAACUUAGUCAUUCUCCAUUUCCAGCUCAGACUUUCUCUUCUGCUUCCUUAAAGGAGGAUGAUAUAUAACCUGGUGUGUUCCAGUGUUCAUUGGUAGAAGAUUGGUUUAAUGUUUGUGUGAAUCAACGUUCCCCUCAAAAAGUCAGCAAGGACAAAUAGUUUGAUCAAUUCCUGAGAAAAAGACCGGGAGUCACCAGUACAGGGGGACACCCUGGUCAGGUCGCCAGUCUGUCGAAGGGCUACGUAUACAGACAAACAGUCACACUCACAUUCACACCUACGGGCAAUUUAGAGUAACCAGUUAACCUCAGCAUAUUUUUGGACUGUGGGAGGAAGCCGGAGUACCCGGAGAAAACCCACACAUGCACAGGGAGAAAAUGCAAACUCCAUGCAGAAAGAUCCCAGGCCCAGGCCGGGAUUUGAACCGGGGAUCUUCUUCUCUACACCAUUGUGCAGCCCCGAGUUCGGUCAGGUAGCAGUUAUUUUUAUAUUGGAAUGCUUAUAAUUAGAUGUUUUAUUACAGACGGAGAGCGCUAAUGGUUAUGUUAUUGUUAUUUUUAAGGUGUAAGUGCUAACCACUACUCCACUGUGCAGCCCUCAUUUGGAAUCCUAAAUGCUAAAAUUAGCCUGUGCUCUGAUGGUAGCUUACCAUUGGUAGAAGAAAAACACAAUGGAUAUGCCUGAUGUGAUGUAAACUGUAACCCGAUAAACUGACAUGAAUUAAAAUACUUCUUGGUCCUGGAAGUAAUGCUAGGCUACUACUGUAGGUAUGUUUGUUAGCUGGACAUGCAACAUUUGCAUGAUGACAAUCAGACAGUUUAAUUCAUUCCACCUUUGCUCUAAGGUUUUGAUCUUAUACUUAACAGAGCAUCCUUCAAAUACUUGAUUGUGAUUGGGCUGAUUGGGUGUUUGAGGUCUUGGGAUGGGAUUUAGCAAGCAGAUGAUUCUCCAUCUGUGUUGAAUUCUUCUGCCCAAGAAUAGCAGCUAAAAAAAGAAGAAGCAUCUCACAAUUAUUUCCUGAAAAUAGUAUGUUUUGUGCGGUGGACCAAUGGAGUUGUUCAAUCUGUGAUACAUCAACUUUAUGCCAGGAACAGGGGUUGCAGCUUCAAGUAAUUCUUGAAGUCUGUGUAGGUUCUCAUUCAUCCAGGUAAUGGUUAUCCAAAGUAGUUUAAAUAAAUCCAUUGGACUUUAAGAAAGUUCCUUGAACAUGUUUCACCUCUCAUCCAAGAGGCUUCUUCAGUUCUGGUGGUGGUUAGUGUUGCCUCAGCUUUUAAACCUCUGUGAGGUGUGUCCAGGGCUGUUAUUCCAACGACCGAUACCAAAGCUCAUCUGACUACUCAACGAUGGUCGUUGUGAGCAUCGAUGGGAGUCGUUGAAAUGCACAGAUGUCACUGAGCCCUCGUGUGCUAAUGGUGGUCAUUAGCAUGAGUCUGCUGAGUAGUUCUUUUGGGGAGUUUUGAAAGGACCUGAUUGUAAAUUGGCGAAAGAUGAUGUUGCAGACCACCACCCCUGUUCAGAGAUGGCUUGUCUACUUUGACAUAGAUGGCUUCUUUCACUCCUCUCUCAAACCAUCUGUCCUCCCUGUCCAAAAUCUGAACAUUGGUGUCCUGAAAUGAGUGUCCUUCUUCCUUAAGGUGAAGCAAGACUGCCGAAUCCUGUCCUGAGGAAUUGGCUCUCCUGUGUUGAGCCAUGCGCUUGUUAAGUGGCUGUUUGGUUUCCCCUAUGUAGAGAUCUGAGCAUUCCUCACUGCAUUUAACUGCAUAAACCAGUUUGCCCUUCUGGCUGUGUGGUGUGGGGUCUUUUGGGUGGACCAGUCUUUGCCUGAGGGUGUUAUUUGGCUUAAAAAAGACAGGAAUCUGGUGUUUGUUGAAAACCCUCCUCAGUUUUUCAGACACACCAGACACAUAUGGAAUCACUAUAUUGUUGCACCUGCUGUCCUUCUCUUCUGUCUUCACUGGGUUGUUCUCCUUUCUGGAUCUUGUGUGAGCCUUCACAAAGGUCCAGUCAGGGUAUCCACAAGUUUUCAGUGCCCCUUUCAGGUGUUUGUGUUCUUUUUUCCUGGCCUUGGGUACUUGUGGGUAACUUGUCAGCCCUGUGUUGCAGGGUCCUGAUGACUCCUAGCUUGUGCUCCGGUGGAUGGUGAGAGUCAAAAAGCAGGUACUGGUCCGUGUGUGUUGUUUUCCUGUAUAUCCCAACACUCAGACUUCUGUCCUCUUCUAUGCGGACCUCACAAUCCAAAAAGGGCAAAAUGUUGUCCUGUACAUCCUCUCUGGUGAACUUGAUGUUGCUGUCCACAGAGUUGAUGUGUUCAGGGAAAGUUUGCACCUCAUGAAUUCUGAUCUUGACCCAUGUGUCGUCCACGUAUCGGAACCAGUGGCUCAUGUUUCUCCGUUGAACGAGGUCAGGGCCCUGUGUUCCACUUCUUCCAUGUAUAGAUUGGCUACAAUAGGACCACGGUAUCCUACAAUGUCACCUCCCUAUUCACAUGUGUUCUCACAAUGGAGGCGGUGGAAACAGUGAGGCAACAGCUUCUACAAGACAACACCCUCAGCAACAGAACAAACCUCAACCCAGACCAGAUUUGCCAACUUUUGGACCUCUGCCUGAACACCACCUACUUCCAGUACAGAGGGAGUUUCUAUAGGCAGAAACAUGGAUGUGUCAUGGGCUCACCAGUGUCUCCUAUUGUGAUCCUGCUCCAGCCCCAGCCCUUCGUUCCCCUUCUCCCUGUUUUUCCUAUUUUCUCCCUUGGUUCCUGAUCUGUCUCUUUGACUCCCUCUGUCUGUCUGUUAUGUCUCUCGCUCCCUGUCACUCGCCUUCUUGCUCUCCCUGCUUCACCUGCCUGCGCUCAGCUGAUUACUACAGGUCAGUGGCGGCUUGUUAAUAGGGAGCGCUAGGGCGCCGCCCCCGUCAAGAUUUUAUGAAAAAGGUAUUGACACAGUAAACAUAAAUAUGUAUUUAAAGUAAUUAACACAUCUGCACAGUGUUCACUCAUACAAUGGGUCUCAUUUUUAUUUUUUUAAGCCUUUCCAUUCCAUAUUGGGGUUUUUUCGGGGUUGUUUUACACGUUUCAAUAGCGAGGGGCGCCUGUCAAAUGAGCAUGCAUGUACAUUCUAAAACUUUUGGCUUUCAUGUGACUUAAUAUUGGUUACUUAAAGAUUGUCCUCCGGAGCUCUCUGCGUCCCUAGCGAAUCAGCACGUUUGGGUGGUCAUUUUUCAUCUGAUCUGAAGGAUUCAUGACACCUGUCAAUCAAAGUCACCCCUGACAGCGUACACAGACACUUACGGAGAGAGACAGACAGACCACAACAACAAGACAGAAGAUGAUGGUGGCAGCAAAAGAAAAUUUGUUUGUUUCUUUACAAAAUAAUCCUUUUACGAGGCGUUCGCUGGAGGAAAAAAAAGGAUAAAGGAGCUAGGACCGGAGCAACCUGAUGUACAAAUCCAGCAGCAGGCAAGUGACCGUGGACGGAGUUACACCCGGGGCUUCUCCCGCCUGUGUUAUGCUAAACACAGCUGGCUAGCUGGAUGUGAAGUUAGCAAUGCUCUGUAUUGCUUUCCCUGCUUGCUUUUUCAAAGUGUUGGCACUGAAGUUCUGUUGACAACAACGGGGGUCAGAGACCUGAAACAUCUCUCUGAAAAAUGCAAACGGCAUGAAGGUAGCCGUAGCCACCUUGACAACAGCAUGAAACUACAGUUUUUCGGCCGUGUUAGCAUUGCUGAACAACUAGAUGAGGGCUACAGAGUUGGCAUUAGAAGGCACAAUGAAGAGGUGACAAAAAUCGUCACAUACUGUCCAGGAUAAUAGACUGUGUGAAAUUUUGUGGAGUCUUUGAGUUGGCUUUACGUGGCCAUGAUGAGAGUGAGAGCUCUGUUAACCCUGGGAUAUUUCAUGGGUUGGUGGAUUUUGUUGCCUCUCUGGAUGGAGCUUUAAAAGAGCACCUUGAAACUGCCAUUGUUUUUAAGGGUACUUCAAAAACUGUCCAAAAUGAGCUCCCGGACUGUAUGUUGUCUGUUGCAAGGCAGAAAAUAAUUAAAGAAGCCCAAAAGAGUGUUUUUGUGUCAAUCCAGGCAGAUGAGACAACAGAUAUUUCAACACAGUCACAACUUGUGCUUGUACUACGCUACAUUGAUGACAAACACAGUGUGCAGGAAAGAUUUUUUGAAUUCAUUCCUCUGCAGUCAGCUACGUCUGAGUCCAUUGCUACUGCAUUAACAGAGCGUCUUGCUGCCAUCAUUCCUGAGGAUCAGAAAAGCAAGCUAAUCUGUCAGGCGUAUGAUGGAGCCAGUGUGAUGAGGGGUGCCACUGCAGGUGUUCAGAGGAAAAUCAGAGAUGUGUACCCAAAUGCCCACUAUAUCCACUGCGAUGCACACCAACUCAACCUGAUCAUGCAGCAGGCCACCUCUCACAUUUCCAAGGUGAGAAUUUUUUUUUCUGACCUGGGUGGAUUUGCCAGUUUUUUUCCAGAUCACCCAAGCGUACAGCUGUUCUUGAUAAAAUGGUGGCCCAUAGACUGCCAACAUCCAGCAAUGUCAGAUGGAACUUUCACAGCCGAGCCAUCAACACUGUGUUUGAGCACAGAGAGGAUCUCAUUCAGUGUUUUGAGAACAUACGAGACUCAGGUGACUUUGAUGCCAGUACCAUCAGAGAGGCAGGAGCCAUGACCAUGCUGCUGGAACAUCAGGACUUUAAGUUCUUUCUGGAACUUUUUCACCACAUCAUGCCACAUGUGGACUUCCUCUAUGCCAAGCCCCAGAAGAAGAACAUAGAUGCAGUCCACAUAAAAGUGAGCAUCCAGCAGUUUGAACAGGACAUCGAAAACAUCAGAAAUUCUCUCCAUUCCAUGGGUGAGCAAAGAAGUGGCUGUCUGACAGCAAAGAGGUGUCGGGCACUCAGUUCAGAGGAUUGUCAAAGGGUUGCAGAAGAGAUCUGCAACACCAUUCUGGGACACACCAAGGAGCGCUUCUCCUUCACCGACCAUCUCGUCUGUGCAACCUUGUUGCAGGAGGACAGGUUUGAGGAACAUCACGGGUCAUUUCCUGAAGAGGCACUGCAACGCACUUUGAAGGCCUACCCGAUGCUGAAUGGAAGCAAGCUGAAGACAGAACUCGGUCUCAUCUACAGGAAAGUAGAGUUCAGAGCCUGCUGUGGUGCACUAUACCUAUUCCAGCUGUUCAUGGAGAACAAUCUUGAAGUUGUCUUUUCAGAAACUGUCAAUCUUUUAAGGAUCCUGAUCACCGCACCCAUGAGCACAGCUGGAGCCGAGAGGGGUUUCUCAACCUUGAAAAGAGUGAAAACUUUUCUCAGAAACACCAUGACCCAGGAAAGGCUGAAUGCCUUGGCCAUGCUCUCCAUGGAAAAGAGACUUGUUUGUGAAAUGACAGAUUUCAAUCAGAAAGUCAUUGAUAAAUUUUCUGGCCUGAAGGACGCACCUGAAGGAGGAGACUUCAAGUAAUUGGUCGACACUCUACCAACAACAAGAAAGAAAACCUCACCAUCAUCCCUCCAAGAGCGGUGCCAAAGAAACCGCAUGAUAUCUGGACUUUCCAGCCACUGUCCCCUAAAGAGGACCUUGAAAAAAACUCCUACUGGAAUCCAUUGCUUGGCCAGAAACUCCACCUUGGCAGA